AGAUUCCUUCAUAUAUCCAUGAAUCCGUGCACACGUACAACACUGUUUUUCGAAAUGCGACAUCCGCUUGUGGUUGUGCUCUGUGUGGGAAUGCUGCACCACACCUCAGAGGCCAUCCUCAUGGAAAAGCUAGCGGACAACAAGAUUUGUGGUGAUGCAGAGUGCUCGUACGUUCUGUCCAUGGCCACAGCCUUGGAUGACUUCAUAGCUCCAGACUGCAGAUUCAUCAACAUCAAGAUGGGUCAGAAGGUUUACGUGUAUUCUAAACUGGUGCCAGAGGAGGGCGGUGGAGUCUUUUGGUCUGGCAGUGUGUACAGUGACCGCUACGUGGACCAGAUGGGCAUCUUCGGAUACUUUCCCGCUCCUGUGGUGAAGGAGACACACACGUUUAGAGAGGACACGGUCCAGAUUCCAACAACAAACAUGGAUUUCUUCUGCGCUUAAGAUGGACAGAUGCUUCCUGUUUGCUUGUUUUAAGAUAACUGCAUAAAAUAAAAUACAGGGUUGUUGCUCCAACUAAAGCUCACAUCAUCUUGGCUUUGCGACUGCCUAAAGCGGGGUUCACUUAUAUUGACAAUCAGGACGAACUUUGUAAUUAUUCCUAUCUUCCAAUCAAGGUUUCGCAAAGGUCCAAUUCUCUGAUGUUUCUGAACUCUUUUCCUGAGUGAUUAUCCAGUGGUGUGGGGGCUAUUAAAAGCAGAGGUGGUAAGAGGACUUACACUGUAGUAGAAGGAUAGAUACUUGUGUAAACAAAGACUGGAAAAAUUAGAAGCAAAUUCCACUCCUUAAAAUACUCUUAAAUGUACUUAAGUUCAAAAGUACUCUAUGUGUGGGGUCAGAAUCAAAUAAGAUGUAAAAAAUCAGUAUGUGUGUACCCUGCUUAACAACCCUGCUGCUUAUAAUUUAUCGCAGUCACUUUGUGAAAUACACCCUCCUUUUCCACAUCAAUCCCAAUCACAACUCGUCUUAUUUCAACAGAUUGUGUCUCUUGAGGAAUGUACCCUGCCAUUCCCACUGUACAACAUGAUCUUUACUGUCACUGCAGUGUCAAAAAUUCAUCAGACUGUUUUGUUCAAUCCAUCUGAGCUACAUAUUUUGGAAUUAUGAUGUUUUCCUCAAGACUGGUUGCAAAGAUGCUGUCUUUGUACACCCAUGUGUGCAAAGGUGCACAAUAGGCUUUGAUGAUGCCCCUUUAAAACCCCCUCGUCAACGGGUGGGCGGAAUGCAGUUUAACUUCCUUCAAUUACAUUUUUCUGGAGCGGGCCGGCGGGUUUGGAUGCCCACCCAAACCCGUUUGGAUGCCAUCUCCCACCCCCACCACCAACCCCCUUUUGCACACCACGGGGUGCACCUGCAUGAUCACAUGAGAUCCAUUGUAAACCCAGUCAUGUGAUUUAUCAUGGUAUCCAAACAGCUCUCAGUAUGAUACAGUGCAGUUCGACUCUGUAAAGAAGCACAAUAAUAAGGAUAUUGGUAAAUUAACACCUUUAACAGUGUCAAUCAAA
Messenger RNA from Phycodurus eques (leafy seadragon), 1505 nucleotides. Its product is annotated as otoraplin-like. The transcript is spliced from 4 exons. Gene Ontology annotation, biological process: cartilage condensation. Bases 19 to 444 code for a protein of 141 amino acids. Lineage: Eukaryota; Metazoa; Chordata; Actinopteri; Syngnathiformes; Syngnathidae. The record is from RefSeq and is a predicted model, not a curated record. Gene Ontology annotation, molecular function: protein binding.